CUGUGUUAAGAGGGUGGGCCGAUGCAUGUGUGAGUUAUGUGGGUGAGAGAGAGUUUGUGCGUGUUACAGCACUGCAGACAGUUCUGGAGGUUAUUUUGAAAGUGACCCCCUCACUGCCGCGGACCGCUCACAGCUGUCGGGAACCAUGACACAAGAUGACGGAUACGGUUGUCGUAGAGGGACAAGUCAGACUUCGAGAAGGGAAAAAGUGGAAAAACAGAUGGGUGAUUCUUCGGAAACCUUCGCCGGUAGCAGACUGCCUGACAUUGCUGGUGUAUAAGGAGCGUGGAGAGAAGAGUAAAGGACAGCGGGAAAGGAAUCAGGCCACACUGAGGGAUAUCUGUGGACUGGAGGCUCUUCAGGGGUUUGAUGGAGUGAAUUACGCGCUCAGUCUGCUCUGCCUGAGCCAGUCUGUCAUGCUGGGCUUUGACAACAAAGCGUCUCUUCUGGCCUGGGAUGCCCGUAUCCGCUACAGCCUUGGAGAGGUCCACAGGUUCAACGUCAACGUCCAGCCUGGCACCAAACUAGAAAGUGGCCCCGCCUCACUGCAUUUGUGCAACAACUUGCUUGUCAUCGCCAGAGACCUUCCUCCAACUGUUAUCGGCCAAUGGAAACUGUCGGAUUUAAGGCGUUAUGGUGCCGUUCCUAACGGAUUUGUCUUUGAGGGAGGGACACGAUGUGGCUAUUGGGCUGGUGUUUUCUUCCUUGCGUGCGCAGAAGCAGAACAGAUCAGUUUUUUGUUCGAUUGCAUUGUUCGUGGCAUAUCGCCAAGCAGGGGCCCGUUUGGACUGCGUCCAGUCCUGCCAGACCCCAGUGCUAACCCGUCAUCUUUAGAAGACAGGAUUAGCCAGGAGGCCAGUGAGCUAGAGAAACGACUCAGCAUGCUGUCGAUUUGUAGUCACCACAGCAGCUCAGCCUCCACCUUCAGUUAUGGCGCCUCCUUGGCAGGAGAUGAUCGGAGCAUCUCCAGCUCCUCCUCUGAGGCCAGCCAUUCUGAUAACAGCCUGGGCAGCCGCCUGGCAAUAUGGCCUGAGCCGGUCAGACACCCCACCCCUGUCGAACCAUCAUCAUCAGCAUCAUCCCUGUUAGGGGUUGUGGGAUCUAAGAGCACAGCCUGUUCUGUCAGCACGUCCAGUGAUGAGCGUCUGUAUGGAGCUAUGAUGGGAGGGCUCCGUCCCCCAUCCAAGCCUCCUCACCCUAGAGGCCUUCAAGAGGCGGGACGCCAGAGCUCAACAGACAGCGGUAUUGCUACCGGAAGCCACUCUUCGUAUUCUGGAAGCUUCUCCUCCUACACUGGUAGUAUGGAUAUUGCACAUGGAGAUACUGAUGAGUUUGGAUCCUUAACAAGCCUCCCUCAAAACCCCAAUUUAAUCUCGAACUCCCUUAUCAACACUCCAGUACGGACAUUUCCACUAAUUCCUGAGCACAAACCGUGUGUGUGUCCACUCCGAGAGGCUGCUCAAAUGCAGGCCGCCAUGUACCAGGUACCUAAUCCACCUCAGCAGCAUUACGACGUCCCCCGCAGGGUCUUACAACAGCAAUCCUCCAGUCAGGAACAGUUUUUGACUUCCACAACCCAGGGACAGAGACCUGAAUGUGGAGCUCUGGGACCAGAGGCCGUGGCUGCAGAUGAAACCCCCAAACAAACUGUCCCGCAGAGAUUCAACUGGUGUGGUGAAGGAGCAGCGCCACCUGAAGGUUCCACCACACCGCAACCACAGCCCGCCAUCUGUCCUGACUGUGGGGGAGGAAAGGUGGAGGAGAGGAGCAGGUGUGAGAUAAGAAGCAGUUCUGAGGAGCAAAAGUCUGAUGCUGAUCCAAAAGGCAAUUAUGAGCAGAUGGCAUUUAUGGCUGAUGCAUCCAGGUGGACACCGUUCAGAGCUGGAGAGUAUGGAGAAACAGGACUUACAGUUACUGAAAAACUUCAAAGUGAUUCUGUCAACUAUGUGAACAUCCCCAUCAGUCCUACGUCUAAACGCCAGCUGCACUAUAUGGAGUUGGAUCUGCAGGACCGUCCAGAGUCAAGCCACACUGUCAGAGCGGCCGGCUCCAGCACAAAAUAUGCCCACAUUGACAUCACUGCGACUGAGACAGCACAAAGGGUGGGAGCCCAGCAUGCACAGGGCCGAGAGGAGAGACUACAGGAACUAGAACAGAAGAGGAGAGGAACACUCACCUGAAUAUGUAAUGAAGUGGAGUCAAAACGUCUGAGACCACAUUGAAAAUAUAGAUUUUUUUUCCUUUUAAACCUGUUUUUUGCAUUUUGAAAAUGUUAUAUGUAUAUAAUGCUAAUAUAUAUUUAAUAUGGGGGGCCUCAAACUCGGUCCUGGAGGGCCGGUGUCCUGCAGAGUUUAGCUCUGACCCCAAUUAGAUCCACUUGAACCAGCUAAUCAAGCUCUUACUAGCUUUAGCCAUUACACUUUUUUGGCUAAAGUGGCUUCCAGUGGCUUUGUAGAAAGUAUAUUGAGGCAAACUGGAGCUAAAAUCUGCAGGACGCCGGCCCCCCAGGACUGAGUUUGGGCACCCCGAUUUAAUAUAACAUUUUAAGAUGGUGUCAUAUUAUUGGGUCACUUUUGUCAGUUGUGAGCAAAUUUUUGAAAACAACUUUUAAUAAUUUUUUUCUUGCAUCAACUGAGGCACAGAAUGUGUAUCAUCAGUUGCUUUUGGAGUUCAUGCAGCUCAAAUGUAUUUUGUCAUUUUUAAAGAAAUCCUAAAUUCAUAUAUGUUUUUUAAUUUAACUUUUUCAAAUUGCUGUGCUGAAAAAAAUGUUAGAGAAAUGCAUAUUAGAAUAAUUGUUGGUAGUGGUCUCUUACGUUCAGACUCCACUGUAUAUCAGUGGUUCUCAACCAGGGGUCCUUGGCCCACUAAGGAGGCCUCAGUAUGACUUAAAGGUUUAAAUUCUGUCAUUAAUUACUUACUCUAAUGUCGUUCCAAACCCAUAAGACCUUCGUUCUUCUUUGUAAAACACAAAUUAAGAUUUUUUUAAUGAAAUCUGAGAACUUUCUGACCCUGCACAGACAGCAACACAGAAUGUCUAUGCAGGUUCAGAAAGCUCUUGGAUUUAAUCAAAUAUAUCUUUAUUUGCGUUUCAAAGAUGAAUGAAGGUCUUAUGGGUUUGGAUCGAUGUGAAGGUGAGUAAUUGAUGACAGAAUUUUCAUUUUUAUGUGAACUAUCCCUUUGACCAUAUUAAACUUAAUGAAUUGUUAAUAUAAUGAAAAUAUCAAAUUCUAAUCUAAAAUGGGAAAACACCAAAUACAACCAAAAUAUAAACUGAAAGUUGAAAACUGGAUUGGACUAUGUUGGGCUUUCAGUUGAGAACUACUGCUGUACAGUAUAUGCUAAAUGUAUUGCUGAAUUGCAUUUUAUAUGCAACUUUGUGUAUGACUGUAUUAUUUUCCAUUUUUAACAUUCAGAUGGAAUUAGAAAGGUUAUAAAUCUGAAAGCAGAUCCCAAAUGCAACAACUGUUGACUGUAAAUAUAUACUUUCAUUGGUGACCAAUUUUGUUCUGUACAUUUACACAUUUAAAUAUUUCAUGAACUUUUUUUUUUUUUCAAAUAUUUUCUGAAAUUUCUAUAUUGACUGUAGUAGUAGUAAUAAAAAAUGAUACAAUAAUGACUAGCAUUGCUCAUCCUUAAAUGCUUGAUGCAACCGUCUGACAUCACGUCAUAGAAAACACAAGGCUUGGGUAGAUUGUUUUAUUAUGAAAUGUGUAACGAAAUGAGCAGAAUCUGGACUAGUACAAAAGCAAUCCUAUUAUUUAUGGAGAUCACAUUCCUAAUUCAUUACAAUGCUGGAUUACCAUAUUUUCAUGAAUAUGAGGAUUUUAAAAUCACAAACUAGUUAGUAAUAA
This is a messenger RNA of Labeo rohita (rohu), 3851 nucleotides long. RefSeq names its product docking protein 7b (gene dok7b). The record is from RefSeq and is a predicted model, not a curated record. The transcript is spliced from 11 exons. The coding region runs from base 156 to 2180 and encodes 674 amino acids. Gene Ontology annotation, biological process: neuromuscular junction development; positive regulation of protein tyrosine kinase activity. NCBI's taxonomy places the organism in Eukaryota, Metazoa, Chordata, Actinopteri, Cypriniformes, Cyprinidae. Gene Ontology annotation, molecular function: protein kinase binding.